AUGACCGAUUUAGGAUACGGAAACUUUGGAGAUGGCGGAUUUUCCGAUACUGCAACGGGAGGGUUCCAGGCAGACGUAGAUGGGUCUCAAAAGCCGCAACAAACUCGUUCAAGUAUUACUCCCGUGACGAUAAAACAAGUGAUCCAGGCAGUGGCUUUGGGACCAGAUCUUGAUUUCCGCAUCAAUAACGUGGAGUUGAACAUGGUUCGUGUGAUUGGAGUGCUCAGAAAGGUGGACACGAAUGCCUCGGCCGUGAAUCUUACGAUUGAAGAUGGUUCUGGUUCGAUGGAGGUGCGUAAGUGGACUGAUGAAACCGCGUCUGCUGCCGAAGCAGAGAAAUACUCGCUGUACUUGAACCAGUAUGUUAGCGUGAGCGGAGCAUUGAAAGAGUUCAACAACAAGAAGGGAAUACAACAGGCUACCAUUCGACCCAUACUGGACCAUAAUCAAGUUAUAUAUCACCACUUGAGUGCCAUCAGCCACCACUUGAAGGCACAGGGCUUGCACGUGCGUAGGAAGCCAGAGAACGAAAAUGGACUAUUUGUUUCUGAAAAUGGAGGAGGUGAUUCGUUACAGGAAAGAGUGCUUCAGGUUAUUAAUGAACUCACUCCCUCAAUGCAAGAAGGUGUCCCCCUCCAAUUAAUUGCCCAGAAAGUCAACGCCACUGAUGACAGCGUCGAAAACGAAUGCCAGGAGUUGGUACAGAGCGGAAGAAUCUACCUGACUUAUGAUGACAGGACUUACUUGGGUCUUUAG
Messenger RNA from Meyerozyma guilliermondii ATCC 6260, 756 nucleotides. It is a transcript of the gene RFA2, whose product is annotated as Rfa2p. Gene Ontology annotation, molecular function: DNA binding. Gene Ontology annotation, biological process: double-strand break repair via homologous recombination; nucleotide-excision repair; DNA replication. The transcript has a single exon. NCBI's taxonomy places the organism in Eukaryota, Fungi, Ascomycota, Pichiomycetes, Serinales, Debaryomycetaceae. The record is from RefSeq and is a predicted model, not a curated record. Gene Ontology annotation, cellular component: nucleus; chromosome, telomeric region; site of double-strand break. The coding region runs from base 1 to 756 and encodes 251 amino acids.